Messenger RNA from Drosophila mauritiana, 330 nucleotides. RefSeq lists its product as uncharacterized. The transcript has 2 exons. Bases 104 to 280 code for a protein of 58 amino acids. The record is from RefSeq and is a predicted model, not a curated record. Lineage: Eukaryota; Metazoa; Arthropoda; Insecta; Diptera; Drosophilidae.
AGAGCACGCACAGCCGAUUUUUUGUUGAAAAAACAAAAUAAAAAAAGGGAGUCCACAUAGUUUUCGUUCCCGUUGAGUCGAGCAAUCUCAGUUUUGUGGCGCUAUGGUGGAGAAAACCAAAACACUUCAGUUGCUGCUAAUGGCUCGCUCCGUUUUGGCGAUCAUCUAUAAUGACCACUUCUGCUGGACCUUCAUAAAGAGCUAUGGACUCUUCUCGCUGGCGAUUCCGCUGGCCAAGUACUUCGAUGGCUUCCAAGUGUUGCUCACCGGUGGCGUGUAAUUUUGAGCCAAUUCUACAUAAAUUAAAUGUCUGUUGAUCAAGGUAAACGU